GUCAGUUUGAACUGGAAAAAACCGGGUGAUAAAACUUUCUUACUGAAGAACUCGUUUCAAAUUUGUACAUGCCAUAAUGACAUUCCUUCCAAAUCACAUCUUUAAAUUCAUUUAAACACACAAUGAGAAAAUGCACAAACAUGAUUUUACAUGAUCAGCAUAAGUUUCUGAAACAAAUUUUCUGCUCACCCUGGCGUAGACCUUUAUGCAUUAUUUAAACGGAAAUACACGAAAUUCUGAAUCUAUAUUAUCUGUCGGGAAAAUGACAAGAGUAAACGAACUUAAGAAAUUCAAAACUAAAAGAAAGCAUUGAUCGUUCUUUUUAAAAGAAUAAACUGAUUACUUCAGGUAUCCGGAGGAAAUUAAACAUUAUUAUUACUGCUAUUUAUGUUUUAUGCUAAAUUGUCUUGACUAUUAAAUUUAGCAGUUGUAUGAGAUAUUACUGAUGCAUAGUAGUAUUUUUUUUUCGGCUCAAAGAACAUGGGCGUGGUGCGGGGCCAGUUACGCUUCAUUCUGAAACUUUCCACCAUCUGCACCUGAGCUGCUGCCAAAACAAGAAGCGGGUAUAUAAAAGUCUCAGAGAAAGGUAACGCAGUACCUUCACGCAGAUAUCAGAAGAGCGCAGACGGGCAGCGGGAGGUCUGCACUUGUGUUGGACAUACGCAAACGCAGCCAUGCACAUAAACACAUGCGCAUCUAGCCAUCUUAUAUUUUUUUUCUGCAUUAUUCUGAAGAACUGUCAUACUUUCAAGAACGAUGCUACGGAAAUCCUUUACACGCAAGUACUUACUCCGGUUGCAGAGGCUCCGAGUAACACAUCCUUGAAUCGUGCAAGAAACGGCGGCAGAAGCUUGGGCAAUACUGAAAGACGUGAUCGAAGCCAAGUUGGGUGCAGAGAACUGCGGUCAACUAAAUACAUCUCUGAUGGUCAGUGCACCAGUAUAAACCCAAUAAAGGAGCUGGUUUGUGCUGGAGAAUGCCUCCCAGCGCAGAUGCUACCGAACUGGAUUGGUGGGAGCUAUGGGCGGAAGUUCUGGAGCAGACGGAAUGACCAGGACUGGCGGUGUGUGAACGACAAAACCCGCACCCAGCGGAUCCAGCUGCAGUGCCAGAACGGGAGCACACGGACAUACAAAAUCACUGUGGUCACCUCCUGCAAGUGCAAGAGAUACUCCAGGCAGCACAACGAGUCGGCCCACAAGUUUGAGGAUCAGUCCCGAGCCCAGCCUGUCCAGAAAGUGAAUGCCAAUAGGAGACAUGUCAGGGGAGAGCAGAAUGAGAACUGGCACGAAGCAAGACCCAAAAACUAAGUCACCCAAAAACCACGGCCCUGGACUUUUGCUCACUCUAACGGACAUGCCAAGGGUGCACUUGUGGUUCCUGACCUCCCCCCCACCCCCGCGUGGAGCAUGGAAAGACUGUACUGAUCCCGGCACCAGCAUUUAGAACUGAAGGCAGCCAUUGCCUGUUUAAUCUCCCAUUAGAGUUCAAUGCAGUUCAAAGCAGCAGAACAAGUCCUCAGUCAGCAUUUUUGAACAUUAUUAUUUUUCAAAGUAUUCAUACUAUUUAAAAUGUUGUAUAUAAAAACCCUUUUCUCUCUUUUUAGAAAAUGUAGCAUGCAAAAAAAAAACUGAUGUAGGAUAAACUUGCAUGUCAGAAGAUUCCUAAAAUUUCAAAUAGCACAUGUUAAAUGUAUAUAUGUGUAAAUAUUUAUAUAUUUCAUUAUCAGCUAUCAGUUGAUUUGAAAGUACAACAUUUUGUAUAAAACUUUUAAGCAUAAAAUAUGUAUAUUAUGUAAUAUAUGUUUUGUAUUGCAACACAUUUUUAUAUAUUUUAGUUUUAUUUGAUAACUGGUAUGUUAGGUUCGAUGCAGACACUGAGUAACAAUGGCAUUAGUAAGCUAUAGUGUGUUUAGGUGCAUAUUGUAUGUUUUCUUGUGAGCAGAGUAAUAAAUUGAAUUAUGUGGUA
This is a messenger RNA of Paramormyrops kingsleyae, 1968 nucleotides long. It is a transcript of the gene sostdc1a, whose product is annotated as sclerostin domain containing 1a. Gene Ontology annotation, molecular function: BMP binding. Gene Ontology annotation, biological process: negative regulation of Wnt signaling pathway; negative regulation of BMP signaling pathway. The record is from RefSeq and is a predicted model, not a curated record. NCBI's taxonomy places the organism in Eukaryota, Metazoa, Chordata, Actinopteri, Osteoglossiformes, Mormyridae.